Molecule: messenger RNA, 2736 nt
Organism: Nylanderia fulva
Lineage: Eukaryota; Metazoa; Arthropoda; Insecta; Hymenoptera; Formicidae
Source: RefSeq, a predicted model, not a curated record
AUGACUUCAGCUCCGUACUUAGCUUUGAAGGUCAUGAAUCAACUCGCCAUAGAUGAAGGCGCUUCAUUUCCAUUAGCCACAUCCGUUAUCGAUCGUCAAAUGUACGUCGACGACUUUAUCUUCGGCGCCGACGACAAGGUUCUCGCUCGUCAAACUCGCGAGCAGAUUGUUUCUCUUCUCAAAAGAGGUGGAUUCACGCUACGAAAAUGGGCAAGCAACGUGUCCGAACUCCUUGACGAGAUCGAAGAUACCGACCACGGUCUCGCUCAAAGCCGAGAUCUAAACGAAGAUGAGAGCUUGAAAAUUCUCGGUCUUACUUGGCAACCAGAUCGCGACAUCUUCAAAUUUACCAUUACGAUUACAGGGCCUCCUGGCAACACCAAAAGAAGAAUUUUAUCCGACAUCGCCAAAUUCUUUGAUCCACUUGGAUGGGCAACUCCAGUGAUUAUUCGCGCCAAAAUUUUGAUGCAACGACUUUGGAUCGCUAAAUGUGAUUGGGACGAAGUCGCUCCGCCGAAUCUGCUUGAAGCCUGGCAGCAGUAUCAUACUCAUCUUAAACAGCUAGAAGAGGUGAUGAUUCCACGUUGGAUUCAACUCGGCCAUCACGUACUGCAUCUAGAGUUGCAUGGAUUCUCGGAUGCAUCUACCAAAGCAUACGCUGCAGCGGUGUACAUUCGCGUUGUCACGGUGGAUGGAAUGGUCUCGGUCAAUCUUCUUGCCGCAAAAUCAAAAGUCGCUCCUGUCAAAGUAAUGAGUGUUCCGCGACUCGAGUUAUCUGCAGCUCAAUUACUCGCACGGCUCAUUCAUUUCAUUCGCGAAGCUCUCGACUUUCGUGAGGUAAAUGUUUAUUGUUGGACCGAUUCCACAAUUACUCUUGCCUGGCUGAGCCGACCUUCUACUACAUGGAAGACAUUUAUAGCGAAUAGAGUAGCCGAUAUUCACACGCUACUUCCGGACAUUCCAUGGCGUCAUGUCCCAACAAAGGAAAAUCCUGCCGACUGCGCAUCGCGCGGGAUCUCUCCCGACGACCUUGCCACAAACCUUCAAUGGUGGUCAGGUCCCGAUUGGCUUAUUAAAUCUUCCGAUUAUUGGCCAAAAUCUGACUCGGAUUUCGAUCCCCACGCGCUAAGCGAGCAACGCGCGCAACCACAAUCGCUCACUACAUCCGUUAUCGCAUCGUGGGACCUAUCACAACGUUAUUCGUCAUGGCACAAACUCCUUCGAAUAACUGCAUACAUCUAUCGAUUCGUAACGAAUUCCCGCUCUCGACAUAUCAAUCUCAAUCUGAAGAUACAAAACCCUAGAGCUCCGAUCUACCUAAAUCCGAUUGAAAUUAAGUCCGCUGAAAUCUUUUGGAUUCGUUACAUUCAAUCAGAAUUGUUUCAUAGCGAAAUAUCAGCACUCAGUACGGCAACUCCAAUCAAGAAAUCUAGCACACUGCUUUCAUUAAAUCCUUAUCUCGAUAAUGAUCAAAUAAUUCGAGUCGGUGGCAGGCUAAGGAACGCCACCUUACAAAGCGCCGUUCGCAAUCCGAUUGUCCUAAAGGACCAUACCUUGGUCAGGAUGAUCAUCAUGGACACCCACCGACGAAUGCUGCACGCUGGAUCUCAAUUAACAUUAGCUCGGAUUCGAGAGAAAUUUUGGAUUCUGCGAGCACGAUCUCUGGUCCGCGCUGUACUCUACAAAUGUGUAUCAUGUACACGAGAAAGGGCUCAGAUUCCUACCGAGCUCAUGGGCGAUCUUCCGAAUGUAAGAGUAAAUCGCUCAGCUCGAGCAUUCGAACAUGCCGGUGUCGAUUAUGCCGGUCCAAUUCUUAUACGAACCUCUCGUGGACGAGGUCAUAAAGCGCAUAAAGCCUAUAUUGCCGUGUUCGUUUGUAUGACGACAAAGGCGAUCCAUCUCGAGCUCGUUAGCGACUACUCGUCAGACGCUUUUCUCGCCACAUUAAAUCGUUUCGUUUCUCGUCGCGGAUAUCCUGCAUCGAUUUAUUCGGAUAAUGGAACCACAUUCCAAGGUGCCGAUCGCGAACUUAAACUCGCAAUCGCGCAGGCUUUAAAAAAUUCGGAUUUGCAAAAUACGCUUUCGACCGACGGAAUAAACUGGCAUUUCGUGCCUCCUUCCGCUCCCCACUUCGGUGGAUUAUGGGAAGCUGCCGUACGCAGCGUCAAAUACCAUUUAAAGCGCUGUAUCGGUUCACAUACGCUCACAUUUGAAGAAUUAAAUACCGUUCUUUGUCGUAUCGAAGCGUGUCUUAACUCGAGACCUAUUGGGUCUGUGUCCGAAAAUCUCGAUGAUUAUCAUGUAUUAACACCGGGACACUUCCUCAUCGGAGGACCCAUCUUAGCUGCGCCACAGCCAAGCGUUCUCGAUCUUAACGAAACUCGUCUUUCCCGCUGGCAAUUGUUGCAACAUAUUACAGAAAAAUUUUGGAAAUCAUGGUCAAACGACUACUUAUUAACGUUGCAGCAGCGGCCAAAAUGGAAAAUUGCGCAACGACUUGCGACUGUAGGCCGAAUCGUUCUCUUGCGGAACGCACUUGCUCCUCCGUCUCACUGGGAGCUCGGACGUAUCAUCGAAUGUCAUCCCGGCAACGACGGACUCGUUCGCGUCGUUACCGUGCGCACCGCGCGUUCACAGUAUAAGCGUCCAAUUGUAAAAUUAUGUUUUCUUCCGAUCGAUAUCAAUACUUCAAGCGAUCAAAGUUUCGCCAUGGCGGGCGGCACCGAUUCCGAUUAG